AAGGAUGGCUCUGGGGGGGAAAUGAAUGUCGUUGGUGAAAACCGUCUGGUGCCAGUAUACUCUGUACCUAAUUUCAUUGCGAUCGGAGGGGCAAAAUGAUGCAAUAUUUGAGGCUAAAUCGAUGUCACAAGCCGGCUAACUCUUUUAGAGUCUUUACAAAAUCUCAAUUUUCUGACCAAUUUUGGAGAAGGGAUGUCGUCUAAAAGUGCUCUUGUGAUCCUUGCUACUGGAUCCGAGGAGAUGGAAUUUGUCAUCUCUGUGGAUGUUCUCCGGCGUGCCAAGGUUAACGUAACAGUUGGCGGAUUGGGCACCACAGUUCCCAUCAAGUGCUCCCGUGAUGUCGUAAUUCACCCCGAUGUUCCUCUCAGCGAGGCAGCAAAGCAGGAAUACGAUGCCAUCGUCCUUCCAGGUGGUUUGGGUGGUGCAAAGGCAAUGGCUGAAUCUAAGGAAGUUGGAGAGCUUCUGAAACGUCAAGAGAGCAACAAUAGGCUAAUUGCUGCAAUCUGUGCUGCUCCCACGGCUCUUCUUGCUCACUCAAUUGGCACGGGGAAGUCCAUCACAUCAUAUCCUAGCGUCCAGGAUCAAUUCAAGGGUUCCACCUACAACUACGUCAAUGAUAAGACAGUCGUUCAAGAUGGACAACUCAUCACGAGCCGUGGUCCUGGAACUGCUUUUGAAUUUGCUCUCAAAAUUGCAGAGAAUCUUGUUGGAGCUGAGGAAGCUGCAGCAGUUGCCAAAGGAAUGCUGCUAUAAGAACAAAAGAAGAGCUAAAAAUAAAAAUUUUUCCUUCAAAAUUAA
Molecule: messenger RNA, 798 nt
Organism: Lutzomyia longipalpis
Lineage: Eukaryota; Metazoa; Arthropoda; Insecta; Diptera; Psychodidae
Product: protein dj-1beta-like
Exons: 1
Coding region: 193-753 (186 amino acids)
Biological process (GO): protein deglycation, glyoxal removal; guanine deglycation, glyoxal removal
Cellular component (GO): cytosol; nucleus
Molecular function (GO): protein deglycase activity
Source: RefSeq, a predicted model, not a curated record